Messenger RNA from Benincasa hispida (wax gourd), 724 nucleotides. Its product is annotated as MLP-like protein 43. The record is from RefSeq and is a predicted model, not a curated record. Gene Ontology annotation, biological process: defense response. Lineage: Eukaryota; Viridiplantae; Streptophyta; Magnoliopsida; Cucurbitales; Cucurbitaceae.
AAUAUAUUAUUGAGUUCUUCUUUUUUCUAUUUAGUCUUUUGUGUUUCUUGCAGAGAGAAAUAAAAUAAAGAAAAAAAAAUGGCUCAGAUUUCCCAACUCUCUGUUGAUGUUCAAAUAAAAUGUUGUGCUGAGAAAUUCUAUGGUUUCUUUAGAAACAAUAUGCACCAUUUGGUUCAAAUGUUCCCCAAAAACCUUCAUAGCUGUGAAUUCCUUGAAGGAAAUGACUUUACUUCUGGCUCUCUCAUGCAGUGGUCAUAUGACAUUGUUGGCCCUGCAAAAGUGAAGGCAAAAGUGGCAGAUGUGGAUGAAGAAAAAAAGUCAAUCACAUAUGAAGCUGUUGAAGGAGACAUACUGAACCAAUAUAGCUUGUUCAAGGCCAAGUUCCAAGCCUCCGACGACGAAGAAAACGGUAGCACCACCGUGAAUUGGUCGAUCGAGUUCGAGAAAGCUGAUGAGAACAUCCCUCCCCCUGUAGCUUACCUGAACUUUGUUUCAAAGCUCUCCAUGGGACUUGAUGCUUACCUUGCUAUCAAUUAACUAAUUAAUUAACCAAGUCCUUUGAAUGCUGUAACGUUGUCAAGUAUAAUUAUGAAUGUAUUUGAACUUUAAUAAAAGGGGGCAAUUGUUAGGUAAAAAUGGUUGCUUUCCUGUUCUAUAUGUAUGUUGUACCUUGGAUCUUUAUAUUUAUGAAGGGAUGUAAUGGUAGUAAAUUUUAAAUUUUAUA